Impatiens glandulifera is the source of this 792-nucleotide messenger RNA. Its product is annotated as ethylene-responsive transcription factor ERF109-like. Bases 1 to 792 code for a protein of 263 amino acids. Lineage: Eukaryota; Viridiplantae; Streptophyta; Magnoliopsida; Ericales; Balsaminaceae. The record is from RefSeq and is a predicted model, not a curated record. Gene Ontology annotation, molecular function: DNA-binding transcription factor activity; DNA binding. Gene Ontology annotation, biological process: regulation of DNA-templated transcription; ethylene-activated signaling pathway. The transcript has a single exon.
AUGAAAAGAUCCCCAAAAAAAGCCAAACAAACAUCUCCAAUUUCUUCUACAAUAAUAACCCAGGAACAAGAAUCAAACAUCAUCGUAACCGCCCUUCAAAACGUGGUCGCCGGCGCUAACUACUAUCCCUCUUUCACAACCGACAUUAACUGCUUCAUCCCCAUCGCAUCUGAUCCUAAUUACUUGUGUCAAUUGUGCUUCAUCGACGGUUGUCUUGGAUGUAACUAUUUCUCAUCAACACAAGAUCAUGAAAUCUCGGGAUUGAAUUUAACCAAUACUCAUUCCGUCGCUGAAUCAUCAUCUGUUUCUUCCUCUUCCUCCAAUAAUAAUAAUAACAUUAAGAAGAAGAAGAAUUACAGGGGAGUGAGACAGAGGCCGUGGGGGAAAUGGGCGGCGGAAAUACGAGAUCCGCGACGAGCGACCAGAGUUUGGUUGGGGACAUUUAAUACGGCGGAGGAAGCGGCGCGUGCUUACGAUAAGGCGGCGAUUGAGUUUCGCGGUCCUCGGGCAAAGCUUAAUUUUCAGUUUCCGGAUAGCCCUGAAGAAAUCGGGGUUUGUAAUAAUAAUAAUAAUAAUAAUAAUGGUCAGAAAGAGACAGAACAGAUGAAGGGAAAUGAAGCGGGAUUGAUUGGUGGAGGAGGGAGAGAUGAAAGUGAAAUGUGGGAAGCAGUUGGAUCGAUUCGGGAACAGGAGUUUGAAGAAUGGAUGAAGAACAUGAUGAAUUUCAAUGGAGAUUCAUCGGAUUCUGUUAAUAGUUGCAGUUAUGAAUUCUGUAGCAAUUACAGUUAUUAG